Ricinus communis (castor bean) is the source of this 1836-nucleotide messenger RNA. RefSeq names its product F-box/kelch-repeat protein At1g22040. The transcript is spliced from 2 exons. Gene Ontology annotation, molecular function: protein binding. The coding region runs from base 236 to 1645 and encodes 469 amino acids. Lineage: Eukaryota; Viridiplantae; Streptophyta; Magnoliopsida; Malpighiales; Euphorbiaceae. The record is from RefSeq and is a predicted model, not a curated record.
AAAUACUAAAUACAGGAAUAUGGGAUUAGCUUUAUUCACACACUUAAAAAAAUAAUAAAAAAAUGCCUUCUUUUCUAACACAAAAAUCUGAUAUGCAUCUAUUUUCUGUUUCAAUCUUCUUCUUGAAAAGAAAGGAUCUUUCAUACAUUUAAAGAAAGCUCAGAUGUGUGAAGUAGCAUGAGUUUUACUGAAGUGAUCUGAACUGGAUCAUUUAGUUGAACACCGAGUUUUACUGAUGGGGUCUAUAUUAAGUGUAAAUAGUUCAAAGACUGUGACUAGCAAGGUUCUUGAAGUAACCCAAAUCGAAAGUUGCAAGAGACAGAGGUUGUCUUGUGAGGGGAAUGCAAGAUUGAUUCCCAGCCUUCCUGAUGAGAUUUCGAUUCAGAUCCUUGCCAGAAUUCCUAGGAUUUGUUACCUAAAAAUGAAGUUAGUAUCUCGGGCUUGGAAAGCAGCCAUUGUGAGUACUGAACUUUUCAAUGUUAGAAAAGAACUUGGAACAACUGAGGAGUGGCUCUAUUUAUUAACAAAGGUUGAAGAUGACAAGUUUCUAUGGUAUGCCUUAGAUCCGUUGUCAAGAAGAUGGCAGAGGUUGCCAAUAAUGCCUGGUGUUUCUUUUGAAGAUGAGCCCGGAAAAGGUAUCUGGAAUGUAGUGGGCUCAAGUGUCAAAAUUGCAGACACAGUAAGGGGUUGGUUUGUAAAGAAGGGCCAACAGGCUCCUUUACCCUUCCAUGGCUCUGCUGUUGGAGCUAUUGAUGGCUGCCUCUAUGUGUUAGGGGGACUCUCUAAAGCUUCAGCUGUGAGAUGCGUGUGGCAGUAUAAUCCAGUUCUAAAUGCUUGGAGUGAGAUGAGUCCAAUGUCCACUGGUAGAGCCUUUUGUAAGACUGGCAUCUUAAACAAGAAGCUUUAUGCUGUCGGAGGAGUUACUAGAGGCCGUGGUGGAUUGAUCUCGCUUCAAUCUGCCGAAGUGUUUGAUCCUCAUACUGGUGUGUGGUCUGAAAUUCCAAGCAUGCCUUUUUCCAAGGCUCAGGUGCUGCCUACUGCUUUUCUGGCAGAUUUGCUGAAGCCCAUUGCAACAGGAAUGACAUCAUACAGGGGGAAGUUGUUUGUGGCACAGUCUCUGUAUUGCUGGCCUUUCUUUGUUGAUGUGGGAGGAGAGGUUUAUGAUCCGGAGAUGAAUUUGUGGUGUGAAAUGCCAGCUGGCAUGGGCGAUGGUUGGCCAGUAAAGCAGGCAGGAACAAAAUUGAGUGUCACAGUUGAAGAUGAAUUGUAUGCACUGGAACCAUCUAGUUCUCUUGACAGUGCUAGAAUCAAGGUAUAUGAUUAUCGGACUGAUACCUGGAAAUUUUUAGUUGGAGAUGUUCCUAUUUGUGACUUUAGUAACUCGGAGUCUUCCUAUUUACUUGCUGGUUUACUUGGAGAGCUCCAUGUGAUUACUAAAGAUGGCAAUAACAACAUUAGAGUUAUGCAAGUAGAUGUACAAAAUCAUUUAGAUUCAUCCUCAUCGUCUCAGUCAUUUUCAUUUAAUGACUCCUUCCAUCAAAAGGCGGAGUCUGGCGCAGAAUCAGAAACACCUCUUUGGAGGGUCAUUGCGACUAGGAGCGCCAGGUCUGCUGAUCUGGUUAGUUGUCAGACCAUUGAUCUUUAGUUUCAUUUCAGCUAGAACUUUUACGUUGCUGUAAUUUGUGUGGAUUAUCAGGCUACAUACAUUAAAUACAUUUUUAUUACUGUUACAAAGAGACGACAUAAAACUGAAAAACAAAAGAAGAAAAAUAUGUUGAUAUUGAAAAUCUGUAAUGUGAUUAGUGAUAUAUAUUGGGCACUUGUUUUUCAUGCAUU